Molecule: messenger RNA, 6764 nt
Organism: Teleopsis dalmanni
Lineage: Eukaryota; Metazoa; Arthropoda; Insecta; Diptera; Diopsidae
Gene: l(3)72Ab
Product: putative U5 small nuclear ribonucleoprotein 200 kDa helicase
Exons: 8
Coding region: 82-6507 (2141 amino acids)
Cellular component (GO): nucleus
Molecular function (GO): nucleic acid binding; ATP binding
Source: RefSeq, a predicted model, not a curated record
CGGGUGCGCUUUUAUGAAAAAGUAUAUAAAUAAAUUAUAUUUAAUAAAUUUGUGAAAACUUAGUUUUGAUAAGUUAAAACAAUGGCUGAUGCUGCUGCCCGCCAGCUGCAAUAUGAAUAUAAAGCGAAUUCCAAUCUUGUGUUGCAAGCUGAUGUACGUUUAAUUGAACGUCCACGAAGAGAUGAAGCUACCGGUGAAGUUGUGUCCCUUGUCGGGAAGUUAGAUGGAACACGUAUGGGUGAUCGUUACCAACGCACCAAGCCUGAAAAGACAGAAGAACGCAAAGUAAAAAGACAGAAACGCGAUGAAGCACAAUAUGAUUUCGAACGUAUGAAGGGUGCAACACUUCUAUCGGAAGGUAUUGAUGAAAUGGUGGGCAUAGUUUAUCGGCCACGUACGCAAGAGACUCGACAAACCUACGAGGUGCUACUAAGUUUUAUACAAGAGGCACUUGGUGAUCAACCGCGAGAUAUAUUGUGUGGUGCUGCAGAUGAAAUUUUAGCUGUAUUGAAAAAUGAUAAAUUGAAAGAACGCGAACGCAAACGAGAAAUCGAUAGUUUACUUGGCUCAGUUACCGAUGAGAGAUUUGCGCUCCUAGUUAAUUUGGGCAAAAAAAUAACUGAUUUUGGUUCCGAUGCUGUUAAUGCUUUAAAUUUACCUACCAAUGAUGAACAAAUUGAUGAUACCUAUGGGAUCAAUGUGCAAUUUGAAGUAUCAGAAGAAGAAAGUGAUAAUGAUAUGUAUGGCGAAAUACGAGAUGAGGAUGGCCAGGAAGAAGGCGAAGAAGCUCGUAUUGAUCACACGUUGCAUGCUGAAAAUUUAUUGGCUGAAGAAACUGCAAAUGUCAAGAAAGAGCGCGGCCUUCAUCCGUUAGAUAUUGAUGCUUACUGGUUACAACGUUGUCUUAGUAAAUAUUACAAAGAUGCUAUGGUUUCACAGAGUAAAGCAGCUGAUGUGCUCAAAAUUUUGAAAGAUGCCGCAGAUGAAAGAGAUUGCGAAAAUCAAUUAGUGCUUCUAUUGGGAUAUGAUUGCUUUGACUUUAUAAAGCAAUUGAAAAUAAAUCGUCAAAUGAUUUUAUACUGCACAAUGUUGGCUUCAGCUCAAACUGAUAGUGAAAGGCAACGUAUACGUGAGAAGAUGCGGAAUGACAGCCACUUGGCAAAAAUAUUGCGACAACUUGAUACUGGUAAAUCGGAAGAGGAUGAAUACGGUAACUCACGUGAUUAUGAAAAUAAGCGUGGGAAGGAGGAGAAUGAGGAUAGUGGUCAGGGUAUGGCUGGUCAAGUAGCAGGUGUUCGCAAAGUUUUGGAACUUGACGAGCUCUCUUUUACACAAGGUUCACAUUUCAUGGCAAAUAAACGUUGUCAACUACCUGAUGGGUCAUUUCGUAAGCAACGUAAAGGUUAUGAGGAAGUACAUGUUCCAGCUUUAAAGCCGGCACCGUUUGAUGACAAAGAAGAAUUGCAACCAAUAGAUAAAUUGCCAAAAUAUGUGCAACCUGUUUUCGAUGGGUUCAAAACACUUAAUCGUAUACAGAGCAGGCUAUGGAAAGCGGCAUUAGAUAGUGGAGAAAACAUGCUUCUGUGUGCACCUACUGGUGCUGGUAAAACGAAUGUUGCAUUGCUUACAAUGAUGCGAGAGAUUGGUAAACACAUCAACGAAGAUGGCACUAUUAAUGUAGAUGAAUUUAAAAUUAUAUAUGUUGCUCCAAUGAAAUCACUGGUACAAGAAAUGGUGGGAAAUUUUGGACGGCGUCUGGCCUGUUAUAAUCUAACUGUGUCCGAGUUGACAGGGGAUCAUCAGCUAACUCGUGAACAAAUUGCUGCAACGCAAGUUAUUGUUUGCACACCCGAAAAAUGGGAUAUAAUCACGCGAAAAGGUGGUGAAAAAACCUUCACCACAUUAGUUCGUCUUGUAAUUAUUGACGAAAUUCAUUUGCUGCAUGACGAGCGCGGUCCUGUGCUAGAGGCUCUGGUAGCACGCACCCUACGUAACAUUGAAACAACUCAAGAACCUGUUCGUCUAGUUGGACUUUCAGCUACAUUGCCAAAUUAUCAAGAUGUUGCAAUGUUUUUGCGUGUCUCACCGGAUAAAGGUUUAUUCUAUUUUGACAACAGUUUCAGGCCAGUAGCUUUGGAACAGCAAUACAUCGGAGUUACAGAGAAAAAAGCAUUAAAACGUUUUCAAGUAAUGAAUGAAAUUGUUUAUGAAAAGACAAUGGAACACGCUGGUCGCAAUCAAGUAUUGGUGUUUGUGCAUUCACGUAAAGAAACUGGUAAAACCGCCCGUGCUGUACGCGACAUGUGCCUAGAGAAAGAUACACUUGGCAGUUUUCUGCGUGAAGGUUCAGCUAGUAUGGAAGUUUUACGUACUGAAGCGGAUCAAGUAAAAAAUCCUGAAUUGAAAGAGUUAUUGCCCUAUGGAUUUGCUAUACAUCAUGCAGGCAUGACACGUGUGGAUAGGACACUUGUGGAGGAUUUAUUUGCUGAUCGUCAUAUACAAGUUUUAGUAUCCACAGCUACGCUUGCUUGGGGUGUAAAUUUACCCGCUCAUACCGUAAUUAUAAAAGGCACACAAGUUUAUAAUCCUGAAAAGGGUCGUUGGGUUGAGCUUAGCGCACUUGAUGUGCUGCAGAUGUUAGGUCGUGCUGGUCGUCCACAGUACGACACUAAGGGUGAAGGUAUUUUAAUAACAAAUCAUAGUGAAUUACAAUUUUACUUGUCAUUGUUGAAUCAGCAGCUUCCGAUAGAAUCGCAAUUUGUAUCCAAAAUGCCUGAUAUGUUAAAUGCAGAAAUCGUGCUGGGUACCGUGCAAAAUGUCAAGGAUGCUGUUAUCUGGUUGGGCUAUACUUAUUUGUAUAUACGAAUGCUACAUAAUCCUACAUUAUAUGGCAUCUCUCAUGACAGCAUAAAAGAUGACCCAUAUUUAGAGCAACAUCGUGCUGAUAUCGUUCAUACAGCAGCCUUGCACUUGGAUCGCAGUGGUUUAGUAAAAUAUGAUCGCAAAAGUGGUCAUUUUCAAGUAACCGAACUUGGUCGUAUUGCUUCUCAUUAUUAUUGCACACACGAAACUAUGAUGACUUACAAUCAACUUCUCAAACAAACACUUAGUGAAAUUGAACUUUUCCGAGUCUUUUCGCUUUCUAGUGAAUUUAAACACAUAGCUGUUAGGGAGGAGGAAAAGUUGGAAUUACAGAAACUUAUGGAACGUGUGCCAAUCCCAAUAAAGGAAUCUAUGGAAGAAAAUAGCGCUAAGGUGAAUGUGUUACUGCAAGCCUAUAUAUCACAACUUAAAUUGGACGGAUUUGCACUAAUGUCAGAUAUGGUUUUCAUAACUCAAUCCGCAUCAAGACUGAUGCGAGCAAUAUUUGAAAUUGUUUUAUAUCGUGGUUGGGCGCAACUAGCCGACAAAACACUAACUCUAUGCAAAAUGAUCGAUAGACGAAUGUGGCAGUCUAUGACGCCACUACGACAAUUCAAAAAAAUGCCUGAUGAAAUUGCCAAGAAACUAGAGAAGAAGAACUUUCCUUGGGAACGAUUGUAUGAUUUAGAACCAAAUGAGAUUGGUGAGUUAAUACGUGUACCGAAAUUAGGCAAGACGAUUCAUAAAUUUGUGCAUCAAUUCCCAAAACUUGAACUUUCCACACAUAUACAGCCUAUCACACGCGCAACACUUAGGGUAGAACUGACAAUUACACCAGAUUUUCAAUGGGACGAAAAAGUUCAUGGGCAAUCGGAAGGAUUCUGGAUUUUGAUAGAGGAUGUCGACUCUGAGAUUAUAUUGCAUAAUGAAUUCUUUUUGUUGAAGGAAAAAUAUGCACAGGAUGAGCAUCAAAUAAAGUUUUUCGUUCCAGUUUUUGAGCCUCUUCCUCCACAAUAUUUUCUAAGAAUUGUUUCAGAUCGUUGGAUUGGUUCAGAAACACAAUUGCCGGUAUCUUUCCGACACUUAAUAUUACCAGAAAAAAAUAUGCCACCAACAGAAUUACUUGAUCUGCAACCAUUGCCUAUUACGGCAUUGAGAAAACCUAAAUUCGAAGAAUUUUAUGUAGAUCAAUUUCCACAGUUCAAUCCUAUACAGACGCAAGUAUUCAAUGCGGUGUACAAUAGUGAUGACAACGUUUUUAUUGGUGCGCCCACUGGGUCCGGAAAAAUGACAAUUGCAGAGUUUGCUAUCAUGCGGUUGUUUGCACAGAAUGCGGAUGGUCGCUGUGUCUACUUGGUAUCAAAAGAAGAUUUAGCCGAUUUAACUUUCUCCGAUUGGCAAGCUAAAUUUAGUUCUAUAGGAGUAAAAGUAGUGAAACUAACUGGCGAAACAGGCACAGAUUUAAAAUUACUUGCAAAAGGUCAGAUAAUAGUUACCACCGCCGAUAAAUGGGAUGUGCUCUCUCGUCGUUGGAAACAACGUAAGAAUGUACAAAAUGUACAUUUAUUCAUAAUCGAUGAACUGCAGCUUGUAGGUGGAGAAGAUGGACCGGUUUUGGAAGUUGUGUGUUCUCGUAUGCGCUACAUAUCCUCACAAAUAGAAAAACAAAUUCGUAUUGUAGCGCUGUCCUCCUCAUUGGCUGAUGCACGUGACGUGUCGCAAUGGUUGGGUUGCAAUGCAAAUGCUACUUUUAAUUUUCAUCCAAGCGUACGCCCCAUACCAUUGGAACUGCAUAUACAAGGUUUCAAUGUAACACAUAAUGCAACACGUAUAGCAACAAUGUCAAAGCCUGUUUAUAAUGCUAUCAUCAAAUACAGUCCACAUAAACCCGUACUGGUGUUUGUAUCAUCGCGUAAACAAGCCCGUUUGACAGCAAUUGAUAUUUUGACUUAUAGUGCUUCAGAUUUGCAACGUAAUAGAUUUUUCCACGCUGAAGAGGAAGAUAUAAAACCAUUCCUUGACCGUAUGUCUGAUAAAACGUUAAAAGAAACGUUAUCGCAGGGAGUGGCCUAUUUACACGAAGGCUUAACUGCUUCCGAUUCACGUUUGGUGGAGCAACUGUUCGAUUCGGGUGCCGUACAAGUGGCGGUUGUCGCUCGCGAUUUGUGCUGGGGCAUGAGUAUUUCUGCUCAUUUGGUUAUAAUAAUGGAUACGCAAUUCUAUAAUGGCAAAAAUCAUUCAUAUGAAGACUAUCCCAUCACAGAUGUUUUACAAAUGAUAGGACGUGCAAACCGUCCAAUUGAAGAUGCCGAUGCUAAAUGCGUGCUUAUGUGUCAGUCAUCUAAGAAAGACUUCUUUAAGAAAUUUUUAAAUGAGCCUUUGCCAAUUGAAAGCCAUUUGGAUCACCGCUUACACGAUCAUUUCAAUGCGGAGGUUGUGACCAAAACCAUAGAAAACAAACAAGAUGCUGUGGAUUAUUUGACCUGGACUUUCCUUUACAGGCGUUUAACACAAAAUCCCAAUUAUUAUAACUUACAAGGUGUCACACAUCGUCACUUGUCGGAUCAUUUAUCUGAAUUAGUAGAAAACACAUUAACAGAUCUGGAACAAUCCAAAUGCAUUAGUAUUGAGGACGAAAUGGACACUCUACCAUUGAACUUGGGUAUGAUUGCGGCGUACUAUUAUAUAAACUACACAACUAUCGAACUCUUUAGUUUGUCCUUGAACAACAAAACCAAAGUACGUGGUCUAUUGGAAAUCAUAUCUUCAGCAGCAGAGUACGAGGAUAUUGUGGUACGACAUCAUGAAGAAAAUAUAUUACGCAGCUUGUCGCAACGUUUACCAAAUAAACUAACUGGACCCAAUGAAACUGCACCUAAAUUCAACGAUCCACAUAUAAAGACAAAUUUAUUAUUGCAAGCGCACUUAUCGCGUUUACAGUUGGGACCAGAAUUGCAAGGCGACACAGAAAUAAUACUUGGCAAAGCCAUACGCUUGAUACAGGCUUGUGUGGAUGUGCUGAGUUCUAAUGGUUGGUUGUCACCUGCUGUAGCUGCUAUGGAACUUGCACAAAUGGUAACGCAAGCCAUGUGGAGUAAAGAUUCGUACUUAAAGCAGUUGCCACACUUUAAUGCAGACAUCAUCAAACGUUGCACAGACAAGAAAAUAGAAACAGUUUUUGAUAUAAUGGAACUUGAAGACGAUGAUCGUACACGUUUACUGCAGCUGUCGGAUGCACAAAUGGCAGAUGUUGCAAGAUUUUGUAAUCGUUAUCCAAAUAUUGAAAUGGACUUUGAAGUUCUUGAGAAAGAUCGUAUACAUUCAGGUUCAACAGUAAAUGUUGUUGUGCAGUUAGAGCGUGAAGAUGAGGUGACCGGUCCGGUAAUUGCACCAUUCUUCCCGCAGAAACGUGAAGAAGGAUGGUGGGUAGUUAUUGGCGACCCGAAAGCAAAUUCAUUACUUUCUAUUAAGCGUCUAACACUGCAACAGAAAGCUAAAGUCAAGCUUGAUUUCAUAGCUCCUAGUCCAGGACGUCAUGAGUACACUUUGUAUUACAUGAGUGAUUCAUAUUUGGGCUGCGAUCAAGAAUACCAAUUUUCUAUUGAAGUUGGAGACUUCCAGUCAGAUGAGAGUGACUCUGAUUAAAUUAAAUAUCUCAAAAUAUUGCUAGUGAUUUUUGUAAAUCACCAAUGUUUUAAUUUACAUUUUAAAUUAAUGAAGAAUUAAUUUAAAAUAAAAACUUGUUUAGCAUUCACAUAAUAAUUUAAUUAAGCAGUAAGACAAGAAUUUGUAAAAAAAGGUAUAUAAUUCGCGGACGCGCGUAAAAUACCGCAUGUUUGAAAAUGUAUUUCGAAAGAAAAUUUUAAGACUUUCCGAAUAAAUUUAUUUUUUAUUUUAGUUUA